Haplochromis burtoni (Burton's mouthbrooder) is the source of this 9948-nucleotide messenger RNA. RefSeq names its product zeta-sarcoglycan. The transcript is spliced from 7 exons. NCBI's taxonomy places the organism in Eukaryota, Metazoa, Chordata, Actinopteri, Cichliformes, Cichlidae. Gene Ontology annotation, biological process: cardiac muscle tissue development; heart contraction. The record is from RefSeq and is a predicted model, not a curated record. Gene Ontology annotation, cellular component: sarcolemma; sarcoglycan complex. The coding region runs from base 342 to 1025 and encodes 227 amino acids.
CUGUUGAGUUUUGAAGGAGAGCGAAGCGUGUCAAAGCGAGCUGCGAAGGGGGAGCGCGCAAGUCGGAGUACAUUAAUUAGACCGCAGCUCGUUUGAACACCGGCUUCCGUACACAAUACAGCUUAAACACAACUUAAGUGUACCGUUAAUAUAUACAUUAAAAAAAAAAACAGCCUUCCUGAACAGCAGGUAUAUAUUUUUUUAUGCCCCUUCAUUUCUCUCUUGUUCUUUCUCUAAUGAGAGUGAAGAAGUGGGUCUAGCGGCGCGGCGGGGGAGCUGAAUUUCACGCGUUCGCCUCAACUUUGUGGAAAUAUGUGAAGUGUGAUAAAUGCCACUGGAAAAUGGAGCAGUCGGCUACUCUGGACAUAGAGACUCUGAAGAUUACCCAGGAGCAGUUUAUUCUUGCAUCCCAGUCCCUGCACCUCCAACGACCAGGCUGCGAUGCCGUGUACCCGGUGGGUUUAUACGGGUGGAGAAAAAGAUGCCUUUAUUUCUUCCUGCUACUGCUCCUGGUCACCAUGAUAGUUAACCUGGCCCUCACCGUCUGGAUCAUAAAGGUUAUGAACUUCUCAGUGGAUGGAAUGGGAAACCUCAAGCUGAACCAGGAUGGGAUUCGCAUGGAGGGAAUCAGCGAGUUUCUUUUGCCUCUGUAUGUUAAUGAGAUUCAGUCCAGAAGGGACAGCUUGUUGGUCUUGCGGUCAGACAAGAACGUAACGCUGAAUGCCAGAAACGAACAAGGCCUGCUAACUGGUCAGCUCACAGUGGGUCCCGAGGCUGUGGAAGCCCAGUGUCAGAGGCUGGAGGUGCGAAGCAGAGACGGGGGCACACUUCUGUUCACUGCCGACGAGGAGGAGGUCAUCAUGGCAGCAGAAAAGUUCACAGUCACAGGCUCGGAAGGAGCCGUGUUCGGACAUUCAGUGGAGACUCCUCUGAUCCAGGCGAGGGCUUCUGAAGACCUGAAAAAUCUUCAGAGGAUAUCCUGGGGGACCUGCUUCCUCUUUAGUUAUUGCAAGCUAUUAAAAUAAUCAUUAAACAAGCUUUUUAAUCAGAUUUUUUUUUUUCAAAUUUAAAUCUACAACCAAAUGGAUUUUUACCUGCAAAUUAGCAAAAUCACAAUUUUUAUCUCUUAGUUGCAGUCAUGAAAAAAAAAAAUGCAGGACUCUUCUCUUGUGAAAAACUUAAGCAGACCCUUAAUGCUUCCAUGGUAGUUAAGAAGUCACAGCAAGGUAAUUCUAAUCAAAUAUACUUGCUUAAUUGAUCAUCAGCAAGUGUGAGCACCUCAAUGAAAGCAAAGGUUUUGGCAUUUUGCUGGUCUGGAGCAUUUAACUGUGCGUUAACACAAUGCCACAAUCUUUUCAGGAGUGGAAGUGCCAGCAAAUUCACACCAAGUUCAAACUAUGCUCAGAGAAACUACCGAAAACCCAAGAGCUUUACUCAGACUGUACAGGCCUCAGUUAGCAUGUUAAAUGUUAAAGAUCAUGACAGUAAAAUUAGAAAAACAAUAACAAGCAUGGCUUGUGAAGAGAAAGAAUAUAUCAGUAUGGGCUAUGUUUUAAAGUGGCAUCUGAACACAAGACUUCUUCAGAGAGAUGAGACCAAAGUGAUGUUUGGUUGUAAUGUGCAGCACCAAAUUUGGAGAAAACGUAACACUUCAUACCAGCUGUAAAGCACGGUGGUGGAUGGGAUGAAGACUUGGGUUUGUUUUGCAGCCACAGGUGCUGGAUAUCUUGCACUGGCUGAGUCGACCAUGAACCCCUCUGAGUACCAAAGUGUUCUGAAGUCCAAUGUGAGGACAUCUGUCCAACAGAUAAACUUUGACUGGACCACUGCAACAUCCUGAUGCUUUUCUUUUUUAGCAGAUUUGUCGCUGUGCUUUGGAUCAUUGUCCAUGACCCAAUUUCAGCCAAAGUCCAGACUUCAACUGAAACUGAAAUAAUGUUGGGUAUUACCUUAAGAGAGCUGUGCAUAAAUGAAAGCCCGUAAACAUCAAUGAACUGAAGCAACAUUGUAAAGAAGAGAUGCGUAAAAGUCAUCCACAAGAAUGUGAGAAGUUGAUGUAUAGAUGCUGAAAACGAUUACUUAAACUUAUUGCUGCCAAACUUGUGAUUCGUGGGGUGUUCUUGGUUUUUCAGAGAUUCCUGUGAAAACUUUCUUGUCCACAUGAGUGUAAAUGACCAAGAUUCAGAUUAAAGAGUAAAAGUCUCUUGCAUAUUUUAAAUUCAGUAUGUCAGUGGUUACAUUUUUUAAAUACUAAACUAGGCUUUACAGUAGAAAUUGGAUGAAGUGGAACGUUUAAUAUUUUGUCCACAAAAAAAUUAAAAUGUAAUCUUAACCUUGAAUUAGUGAUUUAGAAACUACUUUCCUUUGUCCAUUAGAUGUGUUUUUUUCCAGCAAUGAGCAGUUAAAGCAGCCAUGUUUUGAGUCUGUGAAAGCGUGACUGUUUCCUAAAAUAACCCAACUCUCACACCGUGCCAGCAAAACUCCAUCCCCACAAUCGCAAAGCAGAGACUUUUCAUGAUAUAGCCAAACAGUAAAAUGUGAGCUGGAACAGCCUCGAAUGAUUACACAUGUAGAUCUAAUAAAGUAGUCAGUAAGGUGACAUCAUCUUCAGAAAACACUGUCACUAAAGUAAAAUAUAUACUUAGAUUUUUACUUUAAUGCCCAAUAUAGCUCAUUCAACAAUCGGAUUAUUUAUCCAAAGAAAACAUUUUUUCCCACAUCUCCAGUAUUUCUUUUAAAAGUGGCAUUUGCCUUGUUCAGCAUUGUUUAUGUAUGCAGCUCUGGGCCUUUCCGUAAAUGCUAAUGAGGCUCUUCCCUCCCGCCACCUCGCUGAAAUCAUGACAAGUUAAGCCCUCCUUGCAAAUCGUGUGUCACCUGUGCAGUAAGCCCCUCCGGAUGAUAAGGACACAGCUUGGCUUGCGUCCACAUCACCUUUCUUUCCCCGUUUAAAGAAACAUCACUCUCUUUGUGAUGCGUUUUAUUUCCCUGAAAGCCAGGAGUAAUCUGGGAGAUGAACAGAGCAGAGUCAAAUCAAAGAAAGCCACAUGAGAACAACUUCCUCUUUGAAGCACCUGUUCUUCUCCUGGAGUUUACCUGUGUACGCUGGCACUCAAGUCUGUCUUUGUUUGUUAUGAUCAUUGCCUUUUGUGAUUUAAUUUCUUAUUAUGUGCGACUUUUACUGGUGGACAAGUGCAAAUGACUUAGCCAGAGUGGCUUCCAGCAUCUUUUGCGUUGGCAGCCUAUUUAAGCGUGAGACAACUGAGAUGUACAAGUUUAAACUGGAAUGAGAGAACUGGAAAUCUGAAUUUGUAAAUCUAUAAUAUGUAUAUUUGUUGAUGUAGAUGCAGACCUAGCAGGAGAACUACAUCCUUCCAAACUACAAUCAAGAGCAGGAAUAAAAUUAGACAUAGUUUCACAUACUGGAAAGAUUGUGCUUACUUUUCUUCAUCUGCUGAGUCAUCUGCUUUUUCUUAAUUUGUUUUAUUGGCUGGUUCUUAGUCUAUGUGAGAAUAUCACCUGAUAGACUUUUGUGACACAGCUUCAAGUGAAUUUGUGGGGACAAUCUGAAAGCCUUACGUGCUUGGGACUCUGUCCUGCUGGGGAAUUUCAAUGCUCACAUGGUAAACAACUGUGUGACCGUUGGAAGGUACAGCCUCACAAAAUAAUAGUGUUUUUGUAUUUGUUUUGCUUUCAUGGUAAUCACUUUUUCUCCAUUAGUGCACUUGGCAACAGGACAUCCUAAGUCAGAACUUGAUGAUUGAUUUUAUAAUCAUAUCAUCAGACCUUAUGUGUUGGACACUAAAGUAAAGAGUGGAGCAAAGCUUUCAACUAAUCAAAACCAGGUGGUGAGAGGGUGCUCACUUAUCAGAGGCCCUGAUCUACAAGAUCUUCAGUUCCCACCUCCAGCACGGCUUUGACAGCAUUCUGAGGGAGACUGAGUGGACCAGACCAGGCACCAGACCACCAAACCAGACAUUGGACACCAGAGGGCAGCUGUCAAGUUGAAGAAGUAGUCCUAUUGAGCUUGAUUUCACAGGCAGCCGACAAGUCAGGCCAACAGGCCAAGUGGGUUGCAACCACAGCUGAAGUCAAAAUUUGGAUGUUGGAGGAGUUCGGUAAGCAAGACUUUCGGUCGUCCUUAAGGCAAUUCUUGGAAACAGGAAGCAGGAAUAUCACACUGUGUAAUCCUGACUCUAUACUGUGCACAGUCAGGAUGCAGUACCGUCUGACUGCAGCUGAGGAUAUUUUAAGUCCCACUGAUAUCCCUUAUGUAGCAGGAGCAGAAUUUGGGGGUGGUGGGUUGACUUGUUCAUCAUUGUCGUGUUAAAAAGCUGGGUUUUGUAAGGCUGUUUUGGUUAACACACUUGUGCAGUAUCAUGUGGAAGUUGGGGACAGAGCCAAUGGUUUGGGAGACUAGGGUGUUGGUCCCAUCUUAUAUGCCAAGCUGCUGGGGAAGAGAGUCCUUUUUUUUUUAAAUUUUUUUAAAUCAAAGUUACGAUUCAAGAGGGGCAAUAUGGUUUUGAUUCUGGUCGUGGAACACUAGACGAGCUUUUUAAUCGUCUCGAGGUUACCUAAUAUGCACAGAAGUUUGCCCAAUGAGUCUACGUGUGUUUUGUGGACUUAAGAUUUGGCAUUUGACCGAGUCCCUCAGGACUUCCUGUAUGCAAAGGCUGUCUCUUACCCCCUCCCAAAUGAGUUUUGUCUUUCAGGAAGGGGUAAGAGACCUUGAUAAGCAGAAAUGAGCAUUAUAUUAAAGAUGAAAAACACAGACCAGGGGUGUUAAACUCACUCUUGUUUAUGGGUAAUGUAUAAACAAAGCUGCAUAAUAACCUGACUUUCUAGAACUACAGGUAUAUUGUAAAAACAGUGAACAAACAAUUUAUAAAGUUGUGAUGAACAUCUGAGAUUCUCACUAAUAAUAAUUGUAGUAAUAUUUAGCAAUAUUGAUUACCACAUGUGCACUGCAUAUUUCACCGAAUCUGCAAAAGCAAAAAACCUUGACAGGUAACGUUGAACAACAGAGGUAUUUCACUUUUUAUGAUUCAAACAACUUGUUGAAACUGAUUUUCUGAGACCAACUAUUUUCUUCACAGUAACACUGACAUCGCCUCAUGUCAGAUAUUAAUGACUUCACUGCAAUUUCCACACUUUCCACCGCACUCUAGGGGGCUGAAUUGGUCCAUUUGGUGGGAUGGUUCUAGCCCCCGGUCCUCAUGUUUGAUGAAAACAGAAAAAGUCAUUCUGAAGUAAUUUCAGCCACAAAUAUCAAAAGACAAAAUUAAAUUCUUAAUUUCUGAAUACUUUGACAACACUGCUCUCUGCAUAAGUAAGAAUCUAACUAAUUACUUAAUCACGCUACUGUUUAUGCUUUAGUCUCCUGUGUAAUGAAUGCUGUGACAGCAAUGUGCAAGGUUUACAACUGAGUAGAGUGUUUGGUCCUCUGCUUCGUCACCUGCUAACUAAAAGGUAUGCUUGCGUGCUGCGACUUGUGGAUAAUUGCACUUGUGCUGACAAAGAAGAGAACUCUUGAUGUUAGGUCUGUAAAACGAGGGGAUUGCAGUUAUGAAGCGGAUCUGGUCCUGCUGGAGAGGCGCCAGUUUGUCAUCGCUUGCUCUCAGCUCACAGCUUCAUUACCUUUAGACAUAGCUGUUUUCAGACUCCGAUCAGCUCCCUCGCCCCACAGUAAUUUCUUUAGUUCAGUUCCACUCGUAAAAUGCGCCCCCGAGACUGAGUUUGAGACAAAACGAGAGAGAUAAUUGCUGUAAACUUCGCUCCGACUCUCUACCUAACUGCCCUCUUAGCUUGAUGAUAAGGAGCAGCUUGCUUGUAGCCCACAAUUAUAGGCUUAAAUAUUAAAAUGUUUCUGUCAAUUACAUAAUGACAUAAUUUCACAUCUCAUUCUGAAGGAUGGUGCUCUGAUUCCUAAUGCGAAUGUCCCAAAUCCAUCAGGAGAGGCAAAGGAAGCUGUGUGAUACUGCUGUAAUAUUAUCCUGGUGUAGCUGUGAUACUUCUGUCAUCUAGUUUGCAUACACUUAGGGAGACUUCAUCUAUUCUUUUGACAUUUCUUGACAACAGAUGGUAGAUUCACUUCUAAUCAAUGUGACACAAAGUCUCCAGGUCUCAAUUGUAUCAAGAACGAACAUACUCAGUUUUUUGGGGUUUUUUUUGCUGGCUAUAAACUGCUGCUUGAACCCACACAGGAAUCUGCAGUGAGACAAGUCUGACAUUAAGCAGCAAAGGCAGGACAGACAGGAUUUGAAGGCUCUCUGGGUUCUUACAGUGCAGACAUCACAUGAUGAAUCAGGCCCAGAAUCAGAGAGCAGAAAAAUAGUUUUUCAUUUCGUUUUCUCUGUAACUUUCUGCUACUAGAGCUCUCCUCUGCAAUGCGGCCAGCUGCACGUCUGUCUACAGUUUAUCUAAGCAGCUCUGAGGACAGUCCGUGCUCUAGCCGUGUCCACACAUGACUGACAUGUUCAUUAAAGAGAUAAAAACUCUUCUUGUUCCCACUUAGCUCUGGUCGGACUCUACUACUGCUACCAGUUAGGGAGCAGAGAGUUAUUACAGAAGUGUGCACAUGUUCUUUUCCUCUUAUUUUGACUGCAGCAGUGAAAUAUUGUUUCUUGGUUAUUGCAAUGGUCUUGUAGACCAGAUGAAGAAUGUUUGGACUGCUGAUAACAUUACUUACAGAUAUAUUGGAAAUAAUUGGUGUAAACCUUGUUAGGGAUACUGAUUCACUGUCGUACUUGCUUCUCCAUGUGUCUUCAUAAGUAAAGACAUGGACAAGUGUGUGGAGCUUUUGGGAUAUCUAUUAUCGUACCCCCUUCCUAAAGGUCCAGACUCCAUUAAAUCUCAGCAUACGGUUAGGUCCUUAAGUAUUUGGACAGCUACACAAUUGGCCUCUGUACACCACCACAUUGUAUUUAAAGUCAAACAGACAAUAUGUAACUGAAGUGCAGACUCUCAGCUUUUAUUUCAUUUAUAACAAAAGUACUCCAUUAGCUGUGGCUCAAAUGUAAUUGGACAUCAUUUUAAAUGUAAGGAUUGUUGAGAUGCUUUGCCAGGCUUUUAAUGAGAACACCUUCACUUCGUGCAUGUUUGUGCGUCUCUACUUUUGGCCGUUGAAGAACAUCCCAUUUGUUUUCUUUGAGAAGUUCUUGGGUUGCUUUCGUAUUACGCUUUGGGUGAUGUGCAGAUUAUUUUGGCUGAAUCUGAGCAGAGAGUAGAGCCGUGUACACUUCACAGUUCAUCCUUCUGUCAGCAGUCACAUCAUCAAUAAACACUCGUGGCCUGGUUUCACUGGCAGCCUUACAUGCCCAUACAUUAACUCUGGAUCACGAGCAGUUUCUCUCCUUCUCUAUACUUUUCUCUGUCUAUCAUUCUGGUACAAGUAAACCUUGGCUUUGUCUCUCAAAAGAUUUUCUUCAGGCAUGUGCAGGCUCUUUUAGAUGUUUUCUGGUGAAAUGUAAAUGCCCUUCUCAUCGUUUAGUGCAACGAGCUGGUUUGCACCUUGUUGUAAACGCCUUGUAAUUGCGUUGAGUUGAAGCUGUCUGCAGUUUACAUAUUUCAAUUGGUCUGAAAGAUUUCUGAUACUACAGCAUCUGACCUGUGUCAUAUUUUCUGUGUAUUUGAACAGUUUGAGCCAUUUCAAAGCGGAUGAGGAUGGAUGGAUGUUCCAUCCUCUUUGUCUCUCCUAUGGGAGAUUACUAAAGGGCGGGUUGAUAAGACAGGAAAUGUAUGCUCAUGAGCAGUCGGUGGAUGACGUGUCCAUAAUAUCACAUUUCUGGGGUUGGUGGUGGCGUCGACCACUGGUGAUUGGCAGAGAUGGUGUCUCUUCAUGACUCAUGUUUGGUUUAAGUUUGGGUGGGUUCUAUAUUUUACUCGCCUGACAGGAGAUUGUGACCUGAGGAACAAUUAGGUUGAUUUUAGUUUUGUACUGCAAAAACCAUUCAUGUCCUGCCUCUUUUGUUGUGCCAUUUUAGAUUGCAUCUGAAAGAGUUCACUGGGAGUUCAAGUAAUGUCUGUGCAUGCAUGGCUUUUACCUUAAAGAUGAGACUUCUAAUAGUGUAUCUAAAGAGGCCCUUUUAAAUGUUUCUGAUCAGCUGCUAAUAUGAAGCUUUCCAUGUUGAUGAAUAUGUGUCCUUCCAUUGUGGCAUCGUUUAAAUUCUGUCCAUGUUUUAUAUUUUUCAUACUCCAUCCUAUGUUUUUGUGGCCACAAGCCUGAAUAUAGCUUUCAUAUUUAUGGUGGGGAAAACAGUAGCAUAUUACCUUUUUUCAUUCUGCACCCAUCACAUUACUGUUUAGUGGUAUGCUGUAGUAGUUUUGGAAAGUUUUUCUUUUGCUGUGUAAUGUUUGAGAUAGUUUUUGGGUACUGCCACACAUUCACCACAACCAGUUAUUGAACUUGUGCUAAAAGGGAAACUGAUAAAGCUGGUAGUAUAUAAAGCCCAGUGGAUCCCUGUAAGUGAUAGUGACAUAUAAAAAUAAAUUAGUCUUUCACCCCCCAAGCAAACAUGCUAGAUAUGCACUAUUUAAACAAAUCUUUCUCUUUGGUAUCACCUUUUUGGUCAUCAGCACAUCCUACAGCUAUUUUCCUCCAAAGCUCUGUGAUACGGUGACCUUUAUGUGGACGUAAAGGUCAGCUUGAAUACACCACAAAAGGUUGGUCAGGUUUCCCAGAGAGCGGGAGAGCCUGUCAUAAACAGCCUUUACGACUGCAAAUACCAGAUAAGUUAUCACUUGUGACGGCUUUAUGUUUCAAAGCCCUGAAAUAUGGUGGAUGCGUCAACCUCUUUUAACUGACGCCCUCAUCAGUCAGCCUAAUGAUCGUAACGUUUUGGGGAAUUGUGACAUUUUAAGAAAAACUCAUUUAAUGUUUUAUCACAUUUUCCCAUUCUUCUGCAAAGGCAGAAGACAGUUUACCAACUUUGUAAAAAAAAUGUUGAACUAAUUUAAAAAAUGUUUGAUGAAAAGCUGUGUUUUUCUGUAUUUUUACCCAAGUCUUUUAAAAUGUGGUUAAAAUCUGUGACACGGUAGAGAAAUUUAACUGCUGAUUUGUUAAAUUUGAGAAGCAGAACACAAACAACUCAGUCAAUCCAAAAAUGUUAAAUGCAGACUGUACGCACUCACUGACCUUGCUUCUAGUACUGGGUUAGAGCCCCAUUGUAGACUUCAGAACUGCCUCAGUUCUUUGUGGCACAGAUUCAAGAAAGUUCUGGAUCAUUCCCCAAAGAUUUUGGUCCAUAUUGACACAAUAGCAUCACGCAGUUGAAGAAGAUUUGGACAUCCCAAAAGGUGCUCUUUUUUUUUUUUACAAUCUAAGCAUAGUGAACUCAUUUUUGUGUUCAAGAAACCAGUUUGAGAUGAUUUGAGUUUUGUGACACGGUGCGCUAUCCUACUGGAAGCAGGCAUCAGAAGAUGGUACACUGCAGUCAUAAAGGGGGAUGGACAUGAUCAGCAACAAUACUCAGGUAGUCUGUGGUGUUUAGACUUUGGUCAGUUGGUACUGAGGAGCUCAGAGUUUGCCAUGGAAUUAUCCCCAACACCAUUACACCACCAGCCUGAAUCACUGAUUCAAGGGGCACUAACUCCACUGGAGUGGCUCUAGCUCAGGAGGUAGCGCAGAUCACCUGCUAAUCGGAAGGUUGAUGGUUCAAUUUGUCUGCAUGCCAAAUAUCCUUGGGCAAGAUACUAACACCAAGUUGCUCUUCGAUGCAUCAAUUAGAGUAUGAAUGAGUAUAGGUGUUAUAUAGAAAGAGCUUAGAAGAAAAGUGCUUGUGUGAACGGUGUAAAGCGCUUUGAGUGCUCAGAAAGCGUAGAAAAGCACUAUACAGUGGCCUGUAAAAGUAUUCAGCCCCCUUGAACUUUUCUACAUUUUGUCACAUUACAGCCACAAACAUGAAUCAAUUUUAUUGGAAUUCCAUGUGAAAGACCAACACAAAGUGGUGCACA